UUCGCAAUCGGGCCGCGCACAUUUGUCGACGAUCCGCGUCUUCAUUCAUGUUCGCCAAGUUUCAUGAACUUUCCGCGUCGGAAGUGCUUCCUCCAUUUCAUGUGUUUCACUUCUCGCUUUCCGGUCUUUCUUUCCCGUGCCUGCCUCUUUCGCGCUUUUUUGUUCGCGACUCCUCGUCUUAGCCGCGGAUCAUGAGUGCUCCGGGUGCUAAAUAACGCAUUCUAUGUUCGCCACGACAGUGCGUGACCAAGGAGAGAUACCUGAUGCAUGCACGUGUCGGGUUUCAACCGGUAAUGGAAUUAUUUUCCCUUAGCGAGGGAAUUGAUUUCCGUCUACGCGGCUCAGUAUGGUGGUCAGUACGACAUACGAUGUCCCUUGACAGACAACGCGGACAGAAACGCUCUCCGUUGGCUUCAACGAGGAGCGAUUCGCGGACGCGCAGCAACAUGGACCUCUUGAGUCCGGCCUUCCGUUCCCUCGAGUUGGGCGACGUGAAACCGCCCAAGGACAAUUUCCUGCAGGUCGAGCGUAACGAGGUUCUGGAGAAGAACAGCGACGACGAGGACGCGAGGGAGCGCAGGUUCAAGUCGAGCAGGGAGAAAUCGCGCGACGAGCUGCCCACGAUCGACCUGGACGAGGUCGCUUGGCACGACACGCCCGACGAUUGUUGGCUCGUGAUCUACGAUUACGUGUACGAUUGCACGGAAUUCUUGAAGAACCAUCCGGGCGGCCAGGACAUCCUACUGGAGUACGCCGGACACGACGCCACUCUGGCGUUCAUCGGCACCGGACACUCCGCCGUCGCCAGGAAGACCUUGGAGCGCUACAUAAUCGGCGAACUGCCGCCGGAAGAGAGGAUCUUCCGCAUUCCCGACGGUGUCAAGGUACUGGGAUUCUGAUUCGCUCCGAAUCGCCGUACCUUGUUAUCGCGCUCAAUCAGGUAGCAAUGAACCCUUUCGCUGCGAAGGUCGCGGUUAGUCAAAAGUGGACGGAUGUUUGCGAGGAACGUGUAUAUAAACACGUUUAUAUUUAUAAUAUUUCGUUAUAUUUAUGUAUAAUAUAUACGGCAUAGGAUAAGCUAUGUUAUAUCCGCGCAUGUAAGUGCUCUUAAUAAGAUCGAGUUUUUAUAUCGAAUAUAAUAAUUUAAUCAGUUACCACUGUUGUAUAUAACAUAUUAAUUAUAAUAAUUUAAUAAAUUACUGCUAUUCAAGAAGAAGAAAAUGACGACAGGUGACCGUCUGGUUUGCAGCGGAAGGGUUAAGCGUACUUACGUCAGGGGAAUCGAAACCGAUAUAACCGAUAUCUUUUCGCCGUCGCAGCGUUGAAAGUCUCGUCGAGAUCAUAUCGGUUUCGGCCGACUGCGAAACUCAGGCAGCGACUGACGCACAAAAGCGCCUGCGAUCCGUUUGUUUCCGACGAUUAUCACCACGCGAUAGAUUUUCGAUCAGUAUUCACCGCCGCGAUCGCGGAGCGUUAAGCGAUAAUCCGACGAUAGAACGCCAUUCUCCUUUUUACCGGUUGCCUCCGCUAAUUGAAAUCGAAGCUCCGAGGUAGAACGAUCGAUUCACUCGGACACUUUAUUGGAUAUUCCGGCGCUCAUCCCGUUAAGUAUCGAGGCGAUUCCGCGGAUCUCUUUGUCCGCGAAUAGCGAUAAAUAAAUCAUCUCGGAGAUAUAUGUUCAAUAACACGGCGAGUAUCGCGAGUAUCGCGAGAGAACGCGAAGGUGUAUGAUAUCUCGAGCGAAGAAUAACAACUGAAGAGAUAUAUAUAUAUAUUAAUGUAAUGCAUGCAGCAAAACCUUGUCGCGACCUCCGGGAAGAAACGAUAACCCGGCCGGCCCGAUCGUCCGAUCAGUACUAACGGUAGGUCGAUGAUAGUGCAAGCAUCGCAGGAUUCGCAUUAACUCGGCAAAUUUAAGAUAUAUUCAUUGUCACUUGUAGAAAAACUGCGACGAGAGAGUGGAGUUUGUAAGAAUAAUCCGCAAACUGCGGACAUCGCAAAUAAUAUAAGCGUUAUCGUAAAGAGAAUAUCUUUCCUUUGGUUUAAUUAUAAGUAUGUAUAGAAUAAAAUAGAUAUGUAAGAAAAUAUAAAACGAUAGUUUCAGCAAGUCGAGUUUACUAGAAAGAAUAAUCUUACUUCAAACGUCGAAUUUUCGAAAAGCGAGGAUCUAACGAAUCCAUUGGUCACCAAGUUGGCUACCACGCUAUACUUUUUUUAAACUCAUGUAUCCUCCUGUAUUCGCCUACACUAUUUUGAAUCAGAUGCAGGCCUAGGUCAACUAAAAAGAAACAGCAAGCCUAAUGUGUUCUCGCGGUUCUAACGAUUCGCGAGGCGAAGAUCACGCCUCCAGACAAAUUUUAUUCGCGACUGCGAGUCAACAAAGAUAACGUUCUGCGGCGGUAUGAAAGCUGCGCGUGUUUUCUUUCCUUCUCGUGAUGCUUGCAACGUACCGAAAAGAAAAAUGCGUAUCUGGAAACACACGCGCGAGACGGUAGCGCGUUAGAUAAUACGAGGAAAAUAUACGUCGUUAAUAUCGGCGGCGCAGCGUCAGCAGUUCAGAGCGUUUUUCGGCAUUGCCCGCGACUCGUCGAACCGCGGGGUCAAGUGCGUGCGCGCGCGCGUACGAUGAUAACCGCUUGCUUUCUCCUACCGUCCGAACUUUCGGGGCCAAUUACGCGCAAUUAAUCAUGGCUGUAAUUGAUUCGCGCGCGCGACACGAUCGCAGACGGCACUGUCGCAACUAUCGAUUACUCUCGGCAGAUUACCGUAACCGAAAUCCGAUGAUACAACGCGAGACAUCCGGGGUCGUGCGAUCGCCUUUGAACUUUACCACCGCGCCGAAAUACUUCAAAAGCGCUACCAUGACCUGCAUCAAAGUUGCCCGGAGUCACGUCGAUAAUCGAUGUCGAACGCGCUGAUAUUUCUCGUAGCAGUGAGAUGAUGCAUUUAUAGGCCACGACCGUAGCCGGGAGAAGGAUUUGCCAACAAUUAUCCCGAGGUUUGGUCAAACAGCUUCGAUUAUUUGCCGAAUCAUUUAGUACCAUUAUGCAGUGUAUGUUGCAGUGAUCGAACAACUUAAUGGAAACUAUUCAACAAAAUCGUUACGCAAAUCCUUUUCUCAGUGUGCCCUCCGAAUCUCAUCUAUGCGGUAAAAAAGCUUUGUGUUAAAUUAACAUGAGUACGUUGAAAAAUAAUACAAAUAUUGCAAGAAUCAACA
This is a messenger RNA of Dinoponera quadriceps, 3217 nucleotides long. Its product is annotated as cytochrome b5. Bases 264 to 899 code for a protein of 211 amino acids. Gene Ontology annotation, molecular function: heme binding. The record is from RefSeq and is a predicted model, not a curated record. The transcript is spliced from 2 exons. Gene Ontology annotation, cellular component: intracellular membrane-bounded organelle; membrane. NCBI's taxonomy places the organism in Eukaryota, Metazoa, Arthropoda, Insecta, Hymenoptera, Formicidae.